AUGGCAUCAGCUGCUGCCGCCAAACGUCUCACUGGCAAGACUAUCCUUGUCACCGGCGCCUCCUCCGGCAUCGGCCGUUCCACUGCCCUCGAAUUCGCCCGGACUGCGCCCAAGAAUGAUCUGCGUCUCAUUCUCACAGCCCGUCGUGCUGACUCCCUCAAGGAACUCGCCGAGCAGAUCAAAAGCGAGGUUGGUGAUGGCGUUCAGGUUCUUCCAUUCAAGCUUGAUGUUAGCAACUCUGCCGAAGUAAAGGGCAUCGUGGGCAACUUGCCCGAGGAGUGGAGGAACAUUGACGUUCUUGUCAACAAUGCCGGCCUCGUCAAGGGCGUGGCUCGAGCUCCAGAAAUCGCCGAGGAGGAUAUCAACGUUAUGUUCCAGACAAAUGUCACUGGUCUCAUCAACAUGACCCAGGCCAUUCUACCCAUCUUUCUCGCCCGACCUGAUGGUGGCCAUGGCGACAUCAUCAACGUCGGCUCUAUCGCCGGCCGAGAACCAUACCCUGGCGGCGGCAUAUACUGUGCUACCAAGGCUGCUGUACGCAGUUUCACUGAUAGCUUGCGAAAGGAGCUAAUCGCAAGUCGCGUUCGUAUCAUCGAGAUUGAUCCCGGCCAAGUCGAGACUGAGUUCUCUGUCGUGCGUUUCUAUGGUGAUAAGGCAAAGGCCGAUGCUGUCUAUGCUGGGUGCGAACCUCUGACGCCCGAUGAUAUUGCCGAGAUCAUUGUGUUCACCGCUACCCGCCGAGAAAAUGUCGUUAUUGCUGAUACAUUGGUUUUCCCGAGUCAUCAGGCUGGCGCCGGUAUCAUGCAUCGCAAAGGAGCUUAA
Molecule: messenger RNA, 822 nt
Organism: Fusarium coffeatum
Lineage: Eukaryota; Fungi; Ascomycota; Sordariomycetes; Hypocreales; Nectriaceae
Exons: 5
Coding region: 1-822 (273 amino acids)
Cellular component (GO): cytosol
Molecular function (GO): oxidoreductase activity
Source: RefSeq, a predicted model, not a curated record